AGCCCCCAGACAGCCGGCACCAGCAGCCUCCUUCCCCCCGAGCGGAGCUGCGGGGCCGGCCGGGCCGGGGCGGAGCCCGGGAACCCGGACGCGGCCGUCCGGGCCCGCGGGCGGGGGGUCGGCGGGGCAACCGACGGCAGGGGCAGCCACCAUGGAGUUCCGCCAGGAGGAGUUUCGGAAGCUAGCGGGUCGCGCCCUCGGAAGGCUGCACCGCCUUCUGGAGAAGCGGCAGGAAGGUGCAGAGACGCUGGAGCUGAGUGCUGACGGGCGCCCGGUGACGACGCAGACCCGGGACCCGCCGGUUGUGGACUGCACCUGCUUCGGCCUCCCUCGCCGCUACAUUAUCGCUAUUAUGAGCGGUCUGGGCUUCUGCAUCAGCUUUGGCAUCCGCUGCAACCUGGGCGUGGCCAUCGUUUCCAUGGUCAACAACAGCACGACCCACCGCGGGGGCCACGUGGUGGUGCAGAGAGCCCAGUUCAGCUGGGAUCCAGAGACUGUCGGCCUGAUACACGGCUCCUUUUUCUGGGGCUACAUUGUCACUCAGAUUCCUGGAGGAUUUAUCUGCCAAAAAUUCGCAGCCAACAGGGUUUUCGGCUUUGCUAUUGUGGCUACCUCCACUCUGAACAUGCUGAUCCCCUCGGCUGCCCGCGUUCACUAUGGCUGUGUCAUAUUCGUGAGGAUCUUGCAGGGGUUGGUAGAGGGGGUCACAUACCCCGCCUGCCACGGGAUUUGGAGCAAGUGGGCCCCACCCUUAGAAAGGAGUCGCCUGGCGACGACAGCCUUUUGCGGUUCCUACGCUGGGGCGGUGGUCGCGAUGCCCCUCGCUGGGGUCCUGGUGCAGUACUCGGGAUGGAGCUCUGUUUUCUAUGUCUACGGCAGCUUCGGGAUCGUCUGGUACAUGUUCUGGCUGCUCGUCUCCUACGAGUCCCCCGCACUGCACCCCAGCAUCUCGGAGGAGGAACGCAAGUACAUCGAGGAGGCCAUCGGCGAGAGCGCCAAGCUCAUGAACCCGCUCACGAAGUUUAACACACCCUGGCGGCGCUUCUUCACGUCCAUGCCAGUCUACGCCAUCAUCGUGGCCAACUUCUGCCGCAGCUGGACGUUCUACCUGCUCCUUAUCUCCCAGCCCGCCUACUUCGAGGAAGUGUUCGGCUUCGAGAUCAGCAAGGUGGGCCUGGUGUCGGCGCUGCCCCACCUAGUCAUGACCAUUAUCGUGCCCAUCGGCGGCCAGAUCGCCGACUUUCUGCGGAGCCGCCGCAUCAUGUCCACCACAAACGUUCGCAAGUUGAUGAACUGCGGGGGCUUCGGCAUGGAAGCCACGCUGCUGCUGGUGGUCGGCUACUCGCACUCCAAGGGCGUGGCCAUCUCCUUCCUGGUCCUCGCCGUGGGCUUCAGCGGCUUCGCCAUCUCUGGGUUCAACGUGAACCACCUGGACAUCGCCCCGCGCUAUGCCAGCAUCCUCAUGGGCAUCUCCAACGGCGUGGGCACGUUGUCCGGCAUGGUGUGCCCCAUCAUCGUGGGCGCCAUGACUAAGCACAAGACGCGGGAGGAGUGGCAGUACGUGUUUCUAAUUGCUUCCCUGGUGCACUACGGGGGUGUCAUCUUCUACGGGGUCUUUGCUUCUGGAGAGAAGCAACCGUGGGCGGAGCCUGAGGAGAUGAGCGAAGAGAAAUGUGGUUUCGUGGGCCAUGACCAGCUGGCUGGCAGUGACGAAAGCGAGAUGGAGGAUGAGGCCGAGCCCCCCGGGGCACCCCCUGCUCCCCUUCCCUCCUACGGGGCCACACACAGCACAGUUCAGCCCCCAAGGCCCCCGCCCCCUCUCCGGGACUACUGACCACGUGCCUCCCACCGAGCGGCGGUUUCCAGGGCCGCCGCCACUCACAUGUCUGCUCGAGUGACAGUGUCAAGGACCCCCGCUCCUCUCCGUCCUGCCUCAGGCUAGGAGGCCCCCUCCCUGUCCCCGUGCUGUGGAGGCCUCUUCCCGUCCUGAUCGCCUGUCAGGGUGCUGGGCUGCGGACCGGCAGUUUCGAGGACGCCCACGUGCCCCGAAGCUCCCUCCUCGCGCGUUCGUGUUCCGGCUCGGUGGCUCCAAACCUCUCCUUGCAGGGAUUGAUCUGAGUGGACGGUUCAGCUCCUUACUCCCUUGUGGUGUCGAGCACGUCCCUCCUUCCCUUUAACCCCAGGGGCUCUCAGGCGAACCCCGAGAUCGCUCACCUUCCCUCUUCUUUCGGAAAACCUCCAGGUCCUCCUCCAGAACUUCCGCACAUCUCCCAACUCUGUUCUGCACUUUCCAGGUUUGUUUAACUAAUCGCCCAUCCCCGCCAUUCCAGGGAUGGGCUCUCACCAGCGUUUCUGAGGGAAAACGGCAGUUUCCGGCUCCCCCUCCCCUCCCCCACCAGCAGACGCUGCUGAAGCGCCAAGUCCCCCGACCUCCCUGCUUAGCACAGUAUCCAGGGAAACAAACGAAGCGGCGGUUUUAAAAUAUGCCUCUCUCCACUCCAUGCACUUUUUCUGACACGGUUUUUAGGUCUAAACAGUGGCUGCUGCAGUUCAUUAACUCAGUGGUCGGAAGCCACCACCACUGACCUUCCCCACGGUGGGUUCAGGACGCCCCUCUUGUCUCCAAUUCCUUGCACUUUAAUCUUCUGGGUGGUUUCAGACUACCCUCAGUUUCUCAGUGGCCAUGAGUUGUGUCCCUCAGGGUCUAAGUGACUCAAAAUCUGGGAUCCUUCCCCCCUCAGACACCCCUCUUCCAGCUUAGAAUUUGAGGAACAGGUAUAGGAGAAGUCACAGAAUCCCAGGAAAGGGAACGGGGCUGAGGGAGAAGGGGGUUUUGCCCGGGGCAGGGUUGUAUCUUGUGUCUCCGUCUUGUGAUGGUAAACCCUGCCCUGCCCCACUCCCAAUAAAAUGCUUUUGUGUACAGA
This is a messenger RNA of Galeopterus variegatus (Sunda flying lemur), 2924 nucleotides long. RefSeq names its product solute carrier family 17 (vesicular glutamate transporter), member 7 (gene SLC17A7). Gene Ontology annotation, biological process: neurotransmitter loading into synaptic vesicle; transmembrane transport; regulation of synapse structure or activity. The transcript has 12 exons. NCBI's taxonomy places the organism in Eukaryota, Metazoa, Chordata, Mammalia, Dermoptera, Cynocephalidae. The record is from RefSeq and is a predicted model, not a curated record. Gene Ontology annotation, cellular component: synaptic vesicle membrane; excitatory synapse. The coding region runs from base 152 to 1834 and encodes 560 amino acids. Gene Ontology annotation, molecular function: neurotransmitter transmembrane transporter activity; L-glutamate transmembrane transporter activity.